Lachancea mirantina is the source of this 1011-nucleotide messenger RNA. NCBI's taxonomy places the organism in Eukaryota, Fungi, Ascomycota, Saccharomycetes, Saccharomycetales, Saccharomycetaceae. The record is from the annotation of a GenBank genome assembly.
AUGGGCACCGGUCGAGCAAGACGCGUGGGAACACCACCCAGACCCAUGCAUAAGGGGGCCCACGUGGGCCCCCACGUCCCCGGUCGUUCCCCGGUCGUUCGAAAUGCACAGAACACUAAAAUUUUUUUUCCUCCCUUCUGUCCGGGGUUCUUGUCCUGGUUGGGUCUGGCCCCAGCCCCACCCACAGCUUCUUUCCAGGGUCCUCUGCCCAUUCCGAACCGACCCGUCCCGUCCCAUCUCCAUAUGUCCGGAUCAGCGCAAGUUGUUCCGCCCUCCAACAGCGGCCCGCACCGCGGGCCGCUACUCGCAGAACGCGACUACAACCACGCUACAGACUCGCAGUACAAGUCGCUGCGGUCGCAGGCAGACGCCGCGUACGACGCGCAGAAAAAGCUCUCGGCGCAGUCCCAGCGCGCAUACAGGGCUGGCGACAAAGCGGAUGCUCACCGUCUGAGCGAACAGGCCAAGCAGCAACUCAGCCAUGCGCAGCAACUCAACCUCCAGGCCGCUGAGUACGUGUUCACGCAGAACAACGCAGACAGCGCCAGCAACCACCAAAUAGAUCUACACGGACUGUACGUGAAGGAAGCGCAGUGGAUCCUGCAGAAACGCAUCGCUGCUGCGGCAGCGGCUGGCGAGCCGUUCCUGCACGUGAUCGUCGGCAAGGGUCUGCAUUCCGCCAAUGGAGUUGCCAAGAUCAAGCCUGCCGCCGAGGAGACGUGCGCGCAGGCGCACAUCUCGUGCAGGGUCGACCCCAAGAACACGGGCGUGCUGCAGGUCGACCUGCGCGGUGCACGGGUGCCUGCUGCGUGGGCGUCUGCGACAACAUACCAGGCACCUCAGGCGCCGCAUUAUGCGCAACAGCAGGCAACUCCACAGGCACACGGACAGGCACACACUCAGGCACAGCAACACGCGGCGGCUGCUCCUGGCAACGGAGAAACGGGCGGCGGUCUGCUGGGCCUGGUGCUCCAGCUGGUGUGUAUGUGUGUCAAGAACUCUGGCAGGUAG